Molecule: messenger RNA, 1496 nt
Organism: Amphiprion ocellaris (clown anemonefish)
Lineage: Eukaryota; Metazoa; Chordata; Actinopteri; Pomacentridae
Product: epithelial membrane protein 3-like
Exons: 5
Coding region: 169-666 (165 amino acids)
Cellular component (GO): plasma membrane
Source: RefSeq, a predicted model, not a curated record
UAGGCGUUCUCCUUGGAAAGUUUGGAGUGAGUGAAUGAAAAAAUAAGGGAGGUGUGGCAAAGUUAGAAAAGACCACCAAGAGGGGCACGAGGUUGUCGAGUGCUGGAGCUGCUCGGAAACGGCUGAGAUCUGAUUCAGGGGAACAAACAAUAUCUGGGGGAACUGAAAAUGGCAUACCUGCUCAUGUUUGUCACCCUGCUGCAUCUCAUCACACUGGCCAUGCUGUUCAUCGCCACCAUGGAGAAGUCCUGGUGGGUGUGGGACGGCAUGGAAAACUCAGACCUCUGGUACAACUGCAGGUUUGACAACUCCACCGGAACCUGGCUGUGUGCAUCCUCCAAAGAAACUGAGUGGCUUCAGGCAGUGCAGGUCCUGAUGGUGCUCUCAGUGGUCUUCUCCUCAGUCUCCUUCCUGGUGUUCCUGGGUCAGCUCUUCACCAUGUCUAAGGGUGGACUCUUCUACUUCACUGGACUGUGUCAAGUGUUUGCAGGACUGACCGCCUUUUGUGCAGCUCUCAUCUACACAUUGCGCAACAAGGACAUCCUCCCGGACUCCAAAGAUCUCACUUCAGGUCACUUUGGCUACUGCUUCAUCCUGGCCUGGGUGUGUGUUCCCUUGUUGUUGUGCAGUGGGAUCAUAUACAUCCACCUGCGUAAGAAGGAGUGACCAGAAGAAGGGGAAAACAUGAUGUCAACACCAGGAUUGGAAAGAAAAUUAUUAAAUUAACUUGUUAUUAAGAAAUGUUUAUUUCACAGGAGUCACAAAUGCCAAUAUUAUGACGCGUAUACUCAGGCUUAAUCUGAUUUUUUUUUUUUUUUUCUUUCAAUUUUAUUUUGUUUGUGUAGUCUGGAAAAAAUAUUAGGAUGACACAGGGAACUGGUCCAACAUGUAACUCUCAUUUUCUGUUUCAAGACAUUUCAAUUGUUUUGUUGUCCACUUGCUGUGUGUUGAUUAAGUAAGGGAAAAACAAAUGGAGUAGUUGGUUAUGUAUUGUUUAUUAGACAAUACACAACAGUAUAACCAAUGACACUGGCCCUUUUUCACUGUCUUCCAGAACCUUCGUCUACAGAAGUAGUUCUGGAAGACAGUGAAGAAGGGCCAGAAGUUCCUCACCUUCAUCUACUCCUUCUGUAGACGAGAGUGAGGAACUUCUGGAAGACAGUGAAGAUGGGCCAGAAGUUCUUCAUUUUCGUCUACACCUUCUGUAGAUGAAGGUGAGGAACUUCUGGAAGACAGUGAAGAUGGGCCAGAAGUUCCUGACCUUCGUCUACACCUUCUAUGGAUGAAGGUAUGGACGAAGAUGAGGAUCUUCUGGAAGACAGUGAAGAAGGGCCAGUAUAAUCGGUUUUACUGUUAUGUAUUGUAUAACGAUGUAGGCCCUAUGAAUUGCUUUUAUUUUUCCCUACAGCAAACUGGAAAUGUAUAUUUUUGUACCUAAAGCUGAUGUACAAUAUAUUCAGUAGCAGCCCUGAAUAAAUAUCACACAAAAACAAAAA